AAAGACUACUGUAACGUGACUAGGCUAGGGCUUGCCUUUUGGGGUUUUGGACAGUGUGUGAGUGACCAUUAAGCCCCUCGCAUACACACCUCACUCACACAAUGGGCGGUGCUGCUACGCAUCCACCACUCAGACCACGCUCCAAGAAAAACUCUUCUUCCCACCACCACCUCCACGACGGCGACCACCGCGCUGGCGUCCACUCCGAUCUUUUUCCAGUAGGCGCCUUAGUUGAAGUUCGAACACAUGAGCCAGACUUCAAGGACACAUACUUCUCCGCCACCGUGGUAUCUUUAGGUGACAAAAGCUCGGGGGAAAUCCAAGUGGAGUACCAAAAUUUGCUUGUUCCAAGAGGCGGAUCGAAGCUGCUGAGGGAGUACGUCGACGUCUCGUGCGUGAGGCCGUCGUCGCCGUUAGAGGAAGCUGUCGGGGGUUUUGGGCCUGGCGACGCCGUCGACGCGCUGUACAACGACGGCUGGUGGAUCGGUGUCGUGACGCGAGUAGUGGAGGAAGGUGCGGAGAGUAGGUACACCGUGACGUUUCAGAACCCUCCCGACGUGCGCGAGUUUAGCUUGUCUGAACUUAGGGUUCACUGGGAUUGGGUUAACGGGAGCUGGGUCAGACCCGACAGGCAGAGUAUAGCAGGGUGGAUGUUUGACAUGGAAAAAGAGGUAGAAGUGUCAUUUGACCGAGAAGAUGGCCAGGAUGCUUGGUUCCCAGCAACAAUUCACAAACAGCUGGGUGAUGGAACAUAUCUGGUAAAGUAUAAUGACGAAACUAAAGAUCUCGAGGCUCAGACUACCCAAUUAAUAGUUGAUUCCCUCCAUCUUAGGCCGCAGCCUCCACUUCUCAAGGAUACAAAUUUUGUUUUAUUGGGAAAAGUUGAUGCAUACUUUGAUUGUGGCUGGUGGAGUGGACUUAUUCGGGCAAAGCUUGAGGAUAGUAUGUAUCUUGUUACCUUUAAACAGUUGAAUAUGGAAAAGGAGUUCCAUAUGUCAAAAUUAAGACCUCAUAUGGAAUGGAAGGAUGGCAAAUGGAUCACUUCUCCACAGGAUGUCAAGAUCUCGUCUCCAGAUGGUGGAACAGAUGUACACCACACAUCCAACAAUCCUAGUACCUCUGUGCCAAAUUUUCCAGUGAACAAUUUUGGUGAUAGAGAGAAUGCUAUUGGUAAAAAAAAUUCCUCUUCGCUGACCUGUCAAGACAGUCAAGUGGAGCAAUUAACACCUAAUUUGAAGAAAACGCCUAAUGUAACACCUCGGCCAAAAAGAAUAAGGCGUUCAUAUGAUUCCCAAAAUGCCCUCUCUCAGUGCCAGAAGAAGCUCAAAGGAGGAUCUGUACUUGUAGAGAAACAACAGGAGAAACAUGAUAUAACUACUCAAGAAAUGUUGAGCGAUUCUGUUAGUCCAGUUUCAGCAAAUAAUGUGGAAAUUCCUGGUAAACAAAGUGCAACAGGGGAUCUCUCAUCUGAUAAUCCUUCAUGGGGGAAGAGAACUGUAAGUCACGCCUUCUACUCUUUGCUUGUUGUGUCUCAUUGUUCUGUGUCUAAUCAAUUGAUGAAAGUUCAUUAGUUAAAAUCACUGGUUGGUUCUCCAUUUAAUAAUCAGUCACAACACGCUGUAUAUCAGUUAACCAAAUUCAAGCGGGCAUUGCAGGUUGUCUGUGUGGGCCAUCAACAGUUAAGAUUUUACUGUAAUAAAUGAUGCACGAGUGGAAAUUCUAUACCACAUGGCUGCAUAUCAUGUUUAUUGGAAUGUAAUAUUUUAUGGAGUUAACCUUUUAGCAACGUCAGUUUGGUAGAGCAAUUGUUUACUGUUGGUGCCUUUAUUCAUAGAGUUCAUAAAUGUCAUCUGUUUGGACUUUGGACUAUGCACAAGCAUCUUACUAUGGCUUAGUCCUUUUAUGCUUAGCGGAUGAGUUUUUCAUAAAUAUUCUCAGCCAACAAAAAAUGUAUCAUUGAAAAAUGUCGUGAAACAGUGAUCUGGUUAUACUUCUCUCUCGCUCCCUCUCUCUAUCUCUCUCUCUUUUUGUUUGAUUGCAUAUGUAUUGACCAAUUGAUUUUUGCAUUUGGAUCUGGAAAAUCAUGAAGCGGAGAGGGAAAAGUCUUACACGCAAAAUCAAUUCCACACCACGUGAUGUGAAGAAUAGUGGUGCACGAACUAGCCAAGUUGAAAAUCUGCAACCUGGUGCUGAGGGAAAGAAGCCAGAUGCCCUGGAUAACACUGCAAUAGAUGCUCAAAAUGGGCAGGUUGUUGUUAUCGGUUUGCCAUGCGGGCAAAUGGUGAUCUCUGGACCGGGAAAGUCAAGGGAUAAGAGGAAACACAGUGCCAGCAGCAAGGAAAUUAUGAAGAACAAAGAGAAACAAAACUUACAUGACGCCUUUACACAGGAAACUGAGGAAAUUAAACUAAUAGAACAUGGAGAACUAAGUGAAAGGAGAAAGAGGGGGAGGCCACGAAAAAACCCAUCUGAAAGUGAUCAGACUCCAGUUGCAGAUGACUCGAACACGAAAGAUGAUGAUCAGAAUAGAAUUUCUCAAUUAGAGGCGGUUGGUACGGACAGCUCUGAGAAGAUGUCACUAGAUGGAGGAACUAGUCCGUCUGAUCUCAAAGGUAGAAAAGGAGCAGUGAAGAAAACAACCUCUGCUAGAAAGCUAGAGGAGAAGGUUGUUAAAGAGUCAAUGCAACAGAAGAAAAGUGUGUCAAAAAGAGGAAAAAGACGGAGUAUGACUUCACCCCAAGUUGAAGAUUCCGCUGAUGUCUCUGGAGGGAAAUCAGCCGAAGUUAUCCCAACACCAGGCGUAGAUAAUGAUUCUGAAGCACCCAGCAUUGAACUUGACGACCAACCACUUUCAAAGUGGAUUGGAGGGAAGAGGAUACAAUCUCCAUCUACAGUUGAUGGAUCAAGCCUAUCUCCCGUGACUGCUGCUGUUAAGCAAUUCACAGAAAGCAAGGAAAAACAGGGGGAAGAUGAUGCAGCAGUGCUGAAGGAGGCCACCGAAAAUCCCCAAGAAACCCAAAUCCAAAUUUCAACCGAGCACCAAAACCUGCCAUUUGCAAAGACCAGUUUGCUCUGGAAAACAAUCUGGUCACUAAACGCCUUCUGUAUGCUACCUCAAAACCCCCAUUUCCAGCCUCUCGAAAGCAUCAAGGAGAGCAUGCGCGAAGGCCUUGCCAUAGGCCUCAUGGUCAACUUCUCGAGUGCUGUCGAGACAACCUGCAAGCUGCAGUUUGACGACCCAAAGAGCACCAUGGAUGACAUACUCGAGACACUCGCUGAGCUGGAGUCGCAUGGGUUUGAGGUUGAGGCCAUACGGGCCCGCGUGGCGGGCCUUCUCGCUGUCAAGGAUAAAGAGGCGGAGCUCGUGGGACGGGCUAAGGAGCUCGACUGUGAGAUCUCGGGCCACCAGCUGGAGAAAGGCGAGUUGGAGAAGGAGAUCGAGGAGCUGAAAGAGCAGGCGCGGAAGCUGCAGGAGAAGCUCUCGAUGCUUGAGUCGGCUAAAGAAGGGAAGGAGAAUGAGAUUGUGUCUGCUGGGGCCCGUUUGAGGGAGGCCGAGCAGAGUCUGGAGAAUCUGAAGCUUGAAUUCGAAGGUAUAGCUUCUUCUGCUAUGGUGAUGUAGGCAAUGUGUGUGAAGUUUAGGGGUUCUAGCUAACUUUUGGGUCUUUCGUGCGUUUUGGUGAGUGUUUAUAGCCUUGUAGGUAACUGACUGCGGGGCUGUAUUUUGUGUAUUCUGUAUGUUGUCUUGUUUUUAUGUUGGUCCGUUUGCUAGACUCUUGGAUGACUAUGUAGUAUGUUAAGCACGAAUUUAAUUUAACUGAAUUCUCGUUGACUAGUGAAAUAUUAAAUUUGAAGGGUAUGAAUGAAUGGAAAUCGAUCUGAAUA
This is a messenger RNA of Striga asiatica, 3882 nucleotides long. The record is from the annotation of a GenBank genome assembly. Lineage: Eukaryota; Viridiplantae; Streptophyta; Magnoliopsida; Lamiales; Orobanchaceae.